This is a messenger RNA of Aspergillus saccharolyticus JOP 1030-1, 1133 nucleotides long. Its product is annotated as thymidylate synthase. The coding region runs from base 72 to 1133 and encodes 353 amino acids. Gene Ontology annotation, cellular component: cytosol; mitochondrion. The record is from RefSeq and is a predicted model, not a curated record. Gene Ontology annotation, molecular function: thymidylate synthase activity. Gene Ontology annotation, biological process: dTMP biosynthetic process. NCBI's taxonomy places the organism in Eukaryota, Fungi, Ascomycota, Eurotiomycetes, Eurotiales, Aspergillaceae. The transcript has a single exon.
AAACCUCACACUUACUCCUGCUCGUCCUCCUCCUCAAUUCCAAAAAUCAGGCUCACAACCAACCACUCAAGAUGACGCCCUCCGCUGAAACCCUCCCUCCCUCCACACCAUCCUCCCUCCCUCCCACAACCACCUCUACCCCUGUCUCCAAUCCGGUGCACGACCCCACCCACGAAGAACACCAAUACCUCAACCUCAUCCGCACGAUCCUCUCCGAGGGGGAGAACCGACCGGACCGCACGGGCACGGGCACACGCUCGAUCUUCGCGCCGCCGCAGAUGCGCUUCCGCCUGCACCAGCCAACAAACACCGGCAGCAGCAGCAGCAGCAGCAGCAGUGAAGGGCCAGAAGCGUACAGCUACACGCCGAUCCUCCCGCUGCUGACGACCAAACGCGUCUUUCUGCGGGCCGUGGUGGCGGAGCUCCUCUGGUUCAUCUCCGGCACGACCUCGUCACUGCCGCUGUCGGCAGCGGGGAUCAAGAUCUGGGACGGCAACGGCAGCCGGGAGUUUUUGGAUAGCGUGGGGCUGUCGCACCGCGCCGAGGGCGAUCUCGGUCCCGUGUACGGAUUCCAGUGGCGGCACUUCGGGGCGGAGUAUGUGGACGCAAACACCAACUACGAGGGCCAGGGUGUGGACCAGCUGGCGGAGGUGGUGCGCAAGCUGCGCGAGAAUCCCUUCGAUCGCCGGAUCAUCCUGUCGGCGUGGAACCCGGCCGACUUGAUCAAGAUGGCCCUGCCGCCGUGUCAUAUGUUCGCCCAGUUCUAUGUGAGCUAUCCGCAGGGCACGGGGAGGAAAGGACACCUGCAUUGUUUGCUCUACCAGCGCUCCGCGGACAUGGGGCUCGGCGUGCCCUUCAAUAUCGCCAGUUAUGCCCUGCUGACGCAUAUGUUGGCUCAUGCGGUGGAUCUGGUGCCGGGGAGCUUUACCCAUACGCUGGGCGAUGCGCAUGUGUAUUUGGACCAUGUGGAGGCGCUGCAGGAGCAGCUCACGCGCGAGCCCACGGCGUUCCCAGAGGUCAGGAUCCGUCGGGAGGAUCGCGGGGCCGGGGUGAUUGAUGGGUGGAGGGCAGAGGAGGUUGAGGUGGUGGGGUAUCAGCCGCAUAAGGCGAUCCAAAUGAAGAUGAGUGUUUAA